This is a messenger RNA of Dentiscutata erythropus, 1002 nucleotides long. Lineage: Eukaryota; Fungi; Glomeromycota; Glomeromycetes; Diversisporales; Gigasporaceae. The record is from the annotation of a GenBank genome assembly.
AUGUUAAUUAGACGAAUUCUUAUCAAGAAGUAUCCUUACCAUUCUAUCUUUACAAAGGACCUUUAUGCUGAAAUUCAAAGGCAUAGACCAUCAGCACGGUUUAAUGAGAGUGAUGCUGCACGGUUUUAUGAAGAGUUGUUAUCUAAACAAUAUGAGGAUCCUUACCCAGAACAAAUAAUAAUGUGGUAUAAAUUUGGAGAAUCUAUCGAACAUGAUAAUACUGCAAGAACAAACCGGUAUCAUAUGCCACUGUCACUUUUCGUGGUUCAGGUUAAUAAUAUGAAAUCAAAAAUAGUCGCACAAGCUCUUAUAAGCAAUGAAACAACAGACUCAUACUGGUGGGUUAUGGCACGUGGAUUUGUGACCACAUUAUUUACUCUUGGUAUUGAAUUCAUGUCAUUUGUAGAAAGUCAGAAUGCUGGAAUUAAACAAAUCAUUGAAAGUAGUAAUACAAGCCUAAGUGAACUUGGUAAAUUUAUUAUUAGUAGUAUUGAGGAAAUACAAAAACAAAAACAGUAUGAAGAGCGAAUUAGAGAAAUUCCUUCAACAAAUAAUAUAUUGACAAUUUAUUCUGAAAUUAAAAUACUUGUUGAUCAUUACUUGAACCAAAUGUUGCACGAUUUAUUUAUUGAAGAAGUAAGGAGCGUACCUGCAAAUAAUCCAUCUGAAAGUGAGAACUUCAAAGAUGAACUAGACAAUGUUUUUAUGUGUGCUCAAUUCCUUUUACAGCGAUUAGAUUUGAAAAAAUUAAUGAGAUUUGAAACGUUUCAAGAAUUACAGCUUAUUAAUAUUCGGUGGAUUCCUCUAAAGUAUUGUACUGAUAAAAUAAUGAAUCGUAAUUAUUAUGGACAAAGGUUUAUGAAUAGUGCAACAGAUUCUAAUAUAGACAAGGAAGUAGAACAUAAUCAGUAUUUUAAAUAUCUUCAACUAUUCAAUGAUCAUGAGCAAAAUAAUGUAAAUAAUAGUCUUAUAAAGGAACAAUUGUUUUAUGGAGAAGUAUAA